AUGGAGGAGGAACUCCAAGUAGAAGUGAAAAUAAUAUCAAAAGAAAUGGUAAAACCAUCACUUCCACCACCCUCUCAUCCCACAACUUUCACCCUUUCCCUCCUCGAUCAAAUCUUCCCUUUGGUUCCACCAGUACCAUUGCUUCUAUUCUACUCCGCCCCAACACCGCAAAGUGUUGAUAUAAACGCCCUUAAACUUUCUCUUAGCCAAUCACUUGACUAUUUCUACCCUCUCUCAGGCCGUGUACAUGACGAGUCUAUCAUUUCUUGUAAUGAUGAAGGCGUACCCUUCACAGAAACAAAAGUCAAUUGCCCUCUCUCUGUCUUCUUAACAUCACCUCAAAAACAGAAGUCGUUUACCAAGUUUCUCCCUUCUCCUGAACUCAUCCCUUUAGCUAUUCAAAUCAACGUUUUCCUUUGUGGUGGGGUUGUAAUUGGCACCUACAUGCUCCACAAAUUUUUAGACGCAAACUCUUCAGCAACCUUCCUUAGCCAUUGGGCUGCCCUUGCUAGCAACCGCCUUACGGACCUAGUCCACCCUAAUUUUGAGGCCACAGUCAACGCAUUCCCCCCUCUUCCAAAAAUUGAUCAGGACUUUGUGCCUGAUCUCAGUAUGGUUCCAUCAACUAUGCAAUCAGAUCCAAGCAUUAUGAUCAAGAGUUUCGUAUUCAGCCAAGGUUCUAUAAGAGACCUAAAGGCUCAGGCCACAAGUGAACGGGUUCCUAAACCCACUCGAUUUGAGGCUUUGGCCGGGUUCAUCUGGGAGCAAGCCUUUGCUGCUGCUACACAUAAUUUAACAACAGAGGUUGAACACACAGAGCUGUUUUUUGCUGUAGGCAUGCGACAUUGGUUGAGCCCGCCACUCCCUAAGGAAUCAAUGGGUAACCUUUUCAUCCCAAGUGUAAGAGCAACAACCGACAAAAGCAGUAGACUUCAAGUGAUGGUUGAGAAGAUCCAUUUAUCCUUAUCCAACGUUCAACACAAAAUUGCUACAGUUUAUCAAGGGGAAAACAGAGUGGACGCUUUGUUGUCAGAUAGGAAAGCUGAAAUUAGCAGUCCAAUUGAGUUUUGUGAAGGUCAAUAUCGGCUAACCAGUUUGUGCAAUACGAGUUUUAAGGAGACAGACUUUGGGUUUGGAAAGCCAGUUCGGGUUGUUCACGAUGAUGGCAGACAACCUCUUGCUAUGUUUAGAAAUCUUAUCAUACUCACUGAUUUUACUCAUCCUAUAACUGGUGAUGGAAUGGUGGAGGCAUGUAUAAACCUGGAGGAGAAAGACAUGACAAUUUUAGAGUCCAACCCACAUUUUCUUGCUUUUGCUUCCCCUCUUUAA
Molecule: messenger RNA, 1329 nt
Organism: Spinacia oleracea (spinach)
Lineage: Eukaryota; Viridiplantae; Streptophyta; Magnoliopsida; Caryophyllales; Amaranthaceae
Product: stemmadenine O-acetyltransferase-like
Exons: 1
Coding region: 1-1329 (442 amino acids)
Source: RefSeq, a predicted model, not a curated record